Messenger RNA from Lymnaea stagnalis (great pond snail), 11732 nucleotides. The record is from the annotation of a GenBank genome assembly. NCBI's taxonomy places the organism in Eukaryota, Metazoa, Mollusca, Gastropoda, Lymnaeidae.
AGGAUAAAAAAAAUAGUGAUGAGACUGAGAAAAAAGUUGUCAUUCCAAAUUCUGCUCCAGUAAAUGGUCGCCCAAAGAAAGGUAAAGUAAUUUUAAAAUUAUAAAUAAAAUUAUAUUCUGUAAUUGUUCUCUAAUACUGCAACCUAUUUUCAUGAGGUCAUUCUAAAUAUAAUUUGUAUGAAACAUACUUUUUUAGCUUCAGUAGAUUAUGUUAUUCUCCUGCAUAUUAAUAUUAGAAAAUAAAUAAUUUGAAAUGUUAAAAUCUUUGCUUAAAUAGUUCUAUUUAAAUUUUUUAUUGUAACUUUUUUUUUCAAAGCACCUGAAAUUCCAGUAUUUGAAAGACGCAAUUGGUUAAUCCAUCUUCAUUAUGUGAGAAAAGAAUUUGAAACAUGCAAAGGUCUGAUUCGAGAACAACUUGCUGAGUCUGGUGGCAUGUGUGAAUAUGCUCUUUAUGUUCAAGGUUAAUUUUGUGGUUGUUGUUAUUACUUUUACAAUUUACUAAAUAGCUUUCUGAAGUAAAAAAUACAGAUAACAUUCUGGAAAGAAAGUUCAGACAUGUAAAGGGAAUAUUAAGAAUAGGAUAUGGGACAUUUUGAAAUGUAGAGUAAAACAAUGACGUUUAACAUACGAUUUUGAAUAAAAUAAAACAUUUAGAUUUUCAAAAAAUGUUAAAUGUCAGGAUAUCACAGAACUGAAAUGGAUGUAGUAUUGGUUUCUAAACUCCAAAAGGUUUGAUUCUGCGACAAGAAGGCAAGAUACAGGAAUCAUUUGAUAUGUUCCAGACUUGCACUGUACUUAACUUGCAGAACCCAGAAAAUCUCAAACAAAUGGCUCGAUCAUUGUAAGUCCGCAGUGUUCAUUUGAUCUUUAUUUUCCAGUGAUCUUUAAAACCUAUACCCAUGAACUUUUAGCUCUCAGACGAAUGUUUGCUUUGUCAUUUCACAUGUACUUAGUCAGUUUUGACGACUAAAUUUUUUCUUAAAUAUAAUAUGAAACUGUCAUGGAUAUCUGUUGAAAAUCUUUAAUGCAUUAAUUUUAAUUGUUGUUUUUUUUUAAUAUUAUUUUUCCAAUGUAGGCCAUCAAGUUAGCCUUCUUUAAAAUUAAGAUCUAUUAACCUACAGCAAUCUAAUUGCCACAAUUGAAUUUAAAAUAACAUGCUUCACCAAAUUUGACCCAGGAUUUUAACAUUGUUUAAAUUUUAUCAAGCUAAGUUCUGUAUCCUAUCUAGCUCUGGUCUGUAUCCUAUCAAGCUGUGUUCUGUAUCCUAUCAAGCUGUGUUCUUUAACCUAUCAAGCUGUGUUCUGUAUCCUAUCAAGCUGUGUUUUGUAUCCUAUCAAGCUGUGUUAUGUAUCCUAUCUGGCUGUGAUAUGUAUCCUAUUAAGCUCUGUUCUGUAUCCCAAGAUUCCUACUGGCCAGACACAAGGCUGCCAUUGAUGUUUACAAUCAAGCUGCCACUAUCAGUGAAAAAGACUGGGUUUGUAUUUGUGUCUACCACCUUAAGAAAGUCAUGAUUUAAUUUUAAGAAAAAAAAUGUUGAAAUUUCAAAUAAGAGGAAAAUGUAUAGAUUAUACUUGUCACAUUUAUUGGAAAUUCUAAAGAAUAUUAUGAUAGAAACAUUUUAAUCUUUUUACUUGUUGCAUUUUUAAGUAAUUUAGUUGGUUUAAAAGUUUUUGUUUUAUAAAUUUUAGUUUGAAAAAACUAACAACUCUUAAUUUUUGCAGGAGAUUUUUCACAAUCUAGGAGUCUGCUACAUGUACCUCAGAGAGUACACUAAGGUUAGUUUCAUUGAUAGAUACAUUUCCUUGCUGCUUAUGUUUAGGUAACAUUACCUUGCUGUUACUGCUAUAUGUUGCUUGGCAAAGAAAGGGCAGUUUUUUAUGAGGUGAAGAGAACUUUCUAAUGAGACAAAAGAGAUAUUUCUGCACCCUACCUAAUCCUUUAUGUUGUUUCAUAAGAGUUUAUGCAGUUUACAAAAAGUUAUUAUUUUGGUACAUAUUAAAAGUGAUUCAUGAAGGAAAACUCCAUAAAUUUCCUGAUGAAUAAACUCGAACCAGUUAGCACCCCCCCCCCCCCCCCCCCCCCCAAAAAAAAAAACAGUAACCAACUCUCAAUAUUCCAUCCAUUCCUGUGGUGCUACAGCCCAUGUAGAGCUUUGGCCUGCCUCACCAUUUUCGUUCCACUCAGACCUAACUAAAACUUUUCUUUUCCAUGCUUGUAUUCCCAGCUGCUGUAGAUCUUUUUCCACAUUUCUGCAUCUGUCUAAGUCUAAUUCUGCCUUUGAGCCAUUUUCUUCUGGGGUUUUGGUGGUGCACCCUCUUCACUCCUCUGUCAUUUGGCAUUCUUUCUAAGUGUCCCGCCCCAAUGUCUGCUACUACCAUGGGAUCCUGAUAUAGACUAUAAAAUUUCUGUUUGGUUCAACAUUACUAUACUAAUUAUUGAUUGUGGAUAAAGAUGGCUAAAAUUCUUCCAUUACAUUAUAAACUAACCAACCCACAAAAGUAGGUCUUGUAGUAAAAAUAUGUCUGGUCAAAUUGUGUGACAUGUUUGAAUAGCAGUCAUCACAACACCAUGUUUUAAAAGCUAGAUAUCAAAUGCAGGGAAACAUAAUGUAUGUGUGUGAGUGUACGGCAAUACAAAGAGAUGAUGAUAAUUAAUGAGGUUAUUACUGAUUAAUAAGUGUCAUGAUGUACAAGAAUGAUGUCGUGACUAUAAAUAGAGCUAAUAUGUCAUGUGCGGCAAAAAAAUUGUUGUUGCAGGCUAAAGAUUGUCUAAAGCAGGAAUUGAUGCCAUGAUUGUUAUUGCAGGCUAAGGAUUGUUGAAAUCAGGUAUUGAUGCUGUGAUUGUUGUUGCAGGCUAAAGAUUGUCUAAAGCAGGCAUUGAGCCUCCGUCGCCAUGAGGUGUCCUUCAUUAUGCUGGGUAAAAUUUAUCUCUUGGAGAGAGACAUCAAUGCUGCCAUAGACACUUACAGAAGUGCUGUUGAGUGAGUAUUAUUCCAUUUUAGCUAUACCAUAGACACUUACAGAAGUACUUUUGAGUGAGUAUCAUUCCAUUUUAGCUAUACCAUAGACACUUACAGAAGUGCUGUCGAGUGAGUAUCAUUCAGUUUUAGCUUUACCAUCGACACUUACAGAAGUGCUUUUGAGUGAGUAUCAUUCCAUUUUAGCUAUACCAUAGACAUUUACAGAAGUGCUGUUGAGUGAGUAUCAUUCCAUUUUAGCUAUACCAUAGACAUUUACAGAAGUGCUGUUGAGUGAGUAUCAUUCCAUCUUUGCUAUACCAUAAAGCUUUGCUGUCCAACUCAUGGUAUGGUUUUAUAUUGCUUAUAGCUCAAGAAAAUUUAUGACUGCCAUUUUUAGUUUCUAUUCACUUGUUUAUAAAUGCCUGUCCCCAAAUUCAUUUUUUAUAUUCAGGUAUUCACCAGAAAAUCCGGACCUACUUACUACCCUUGGCCUGCUUUACAUGCAGGUAGGUAGCCUAUUGUUAAUGUGUUACAUAGCCAGAUAUUUUAAGAAAUUUCUGAAGCACUUUUUAUGUCAUUUUAAAUGGUACAUCUUGUCUUUGUCAGUCUGCACACCUUUUUUUUAAUUUAAAAAAAAUGUAAAUUAACAGGAACACUGGCCAAUGUGUCAACUUAUGAAACAAGUGGCUAAUUCUGGCCACUUAAGUUGUGAAACUAGACAAUCAAAUUUAACAUUGAUUCCACAUGAGAACAAGAUCAUGAGAAGGAAAGAGUUUUAAUUUGUUAUGAACUUUUUGUUUGAAUACCUCGAUAUAUAUAUAUUAAUUUUACCAUUUCUAAACCUCGUAGUAAAAUUGUUAACACCGAACUGUGUUAACUAUGUCUCCUUAAAGUAACCAGUUUCUGUUAAGUUUAGUUUUAAUAUCUUUAUAUUCUGUUGCAAGCCAUCAAUUCAAAAAUAUAAGAACAACUUUUUAUUUUUUUAAAUUUUCUAUGAAAGACGAUUUUAAAACACUAAGAUCUAGAACAUAAUUUAUCAUUUCUUAAGAUGCAUUACACAAAGGAAGUCUGUGUAGAAAAUAUUUUCAAAAAUUAAUAAAAAAAUAUAAAAAAUUUAAAUUUUGUCUACAUUCAACUCCAAUCCUUUGGCUUCAUAGAGAGCUCAUCUACACUUCUGUACAGUCUUCCUUUGGCUACAUAGGGUGCUCAUCUACACUUCUAUACAGUCUUCCUUUGGCUACAUAGGGUGCCCAUCUACGCUUCUGCACAGUCUUUCUUUGAUAAAAAGUCUUGUUUUAAAAAUAUUUUUCUAACUUCUAGACUUGGCCGUCAACUUGAUCUUUUCACGCCAUUAGUUCAUACAAUGAUUUUAAGAGAAUCAUUUAGAAUUAUGAGCUACUUUCUUUGAAACUGAAAGGAAAAAAUAAAAAUAUUGCUAAAAAUUUUCCUACUUGCAUAUUCAUCAUAGACAUAAACAGAUUUUUUUUUUCAAAAGGUCAAUCAGUUUCAGAAGGCAUUUGAGAAUCUUGGCAAUGCCAUGACCUUUGACCCAAGCCACACUAAAGCUAUCAUAGCUGCCGGCAGUAUGAUGCAGGACCAUGCAGAUUAUGAUGUGGCCAUCACCAAGUACCGCAUAGCUGCAGCAAACAUCCCUGAAUCUCCUCCACUCUGGAAUAAUAUUGGCAUGUGCUUUUUUGGCAAGAAAAAAUAUGUGGCUGUACGUACCUUGUCAAUUUCUCAUUUUAAUUUGUUCAACUGCUUUCAAAAAAUCAAACAAUGUCAUUUUUAAAUUGCUGUUGAAAAAAUGUUUAGAAAAUAUGUUUUUUACUUAUUAUUCUGCAUAGUCUAUGUUUUUUUAAAAAAAAGGAAUUAAUUAACCACUUUCAAUUACCAAGGACGUCAUAAUAAAGAGGCAAAGAACUUUUCUGAACUACUAAGGACAUCACGUCGACGCCAUAUUUCAAUGCUAUAUAUUUCUUUAUUAGUUAAUCUAUAGAGAAGUUAAAAAACAAAUCCGAUAGAGGGUGAAAAAUAAAAUAAACCCCCCACCCCCUAAAAAAAAAAAAAAAAGCAAAAAUUGAUUGAAAUAAAACACAAAAAAUAAACAUAUUUCAAUGCUAUAUAUUUCUUUAUUAGUUAAUCUAAAGAGAAGUUAAAAAACAAAUCCGAUAGAGGGUGAAAAAUAAAAUAAACCCCCCACCCCCUAAAAAAAAAAAAAAAGCAAAUAUUGAUUGAAAUAAAACACAGAAAAUAAACAUUCUUUUAUCUCAGGCAAUCAGCUGUUUGAAGAGAGCCAAUUAUCUGGCACCAUUUGAGUGGAGAAUUCUUUACAACCUGGGACUCGUUCAUCUGACCAUGCAGCAAUAUGCAUCAUCAUUCAACUUCAUAUCAGCUGCUAUCAACCUGAAAUCUGACAUGGCACAACUUUACAUGCUCUUGGCAAGUAGGUCACAUUUCUAGAACGAUAUCCAGUAGGUCACAUUUCUAGCACGAUAUCCAGUAGGUCACAUUUCUAGCACGAUAUCCAGAUUAUAUCAUAGAAUUCACUCUGGACAAAAAGGGAGUUAUGAACCUUUCCUUUGCUAGCACUCUAGUAUAGCCACGAAUCAAAUCAUUAGUGCUUAUAAGUUAAAAAAGGACAAACGGUUCUCAACUAUUUUUUGUUUUUAAAUACUUUCAAGUAUGUUAUAUUUGUAUGUUAUGCAUUACGAGGAUGAAAAUUAAAUGAAAUUGGUGCUAAGUAAAAUAUAUAAUUAAGGAAUUUCAGUGACAUGUGAAACAAUAAAAAAACAUGUUUGCCUCAUUAGAAACAUCAUAGAGCUCAUCAGAUCAAUUAAGUUUUUUGUAUUUUUUGUUGAAGGAAUGUAAACACAUGCUAAAUUAUUCUUGUCAGUUUCCCUUACACACCUGGAUGACCCUGAAGAUGCUGCACAGUCCUAUGAGCACGCCUUGAAACUGGAUGAGUGAGUUUUGGCCUGGAGAAUUCUCUUCUUAUUUCUUUCUGGAGAAUUCUCUUCUUAUUUCUUUCUGGAGAAUUCUCUUCUUAUUUCUUUCUGGAGAAUUCUCUUCUUAUUUCUUUCUGGAGAAUUCUCUUCUUAUUUCUUUCUGGAGAAUUCUCUUCUUAUUUCUUUCUGGAGAAUUCUCUUCUUAUUUCUUUCUGGAGAAUUCUCUUCUUAUUUCUUUCUGGAGAAUUCUCUUCUUAUUUCUUUCAUUUGUUUGACAAAUAAAUUUUAUAUCAGAAGUAGUUUCUGCACAUUUUAAAUCCAUAGCAAUAAGUAGGUCAUACAUGUUAGUCCAUAGCAAUAAGUAGGUCAUACAUGUCAGCCCAUAGCAAUAAGUAGGUCAUACGUGCCAGCCCAUAGUAAUAAGUAGGUCAUACAUGUCAGUCCAUAGCAAUAAGUAGGUUAUACAUGUCAGCCCAUAGUAAUAAGUAGGUCAUACAUGUCAGUCCAUAGUAAUAAGUAGGUUAUACAUGUCAGCCCAUAGCAAUAAGUAGGUUAUACAUGUCAGCCCAUAGCAAUAAGUAGGUUAUACAUGUCAGCCCAUAGCAAUAAGUAGGUUAUACAUGUCAGUCCAUAGUUAUAAGUAGGCUAUACAUGUCAGUCCAUAGUAAUAAGUAGGUUAUACAUGUCAGUCCAUAGCAAUAAGUAGGUUAUACAUGUCAGUCCAUAGUAAUAAGUAGGCUAUACAUGUCAGUCCAUAGUAAUAAGUAGGCUAUACAUGUCAGUCCAUAGUAAUAAGUAGGUUAUACAUGUCAGCCCAUAGCAAUAAGUAGGCUAUACAUGUCAGCCCAUAUUAAUAAGUAGGCUAUACAUGUCAGUCCAUAGUAAUAAGUAGGUUAUACAUGUCAGCCCAUAGCAAUAAGUAGGUUAUACAUGUCAGUCCAUAGUUAUAAGUAGGUUAUACAUGUCAGCCCAUAGCAAUAAGUAGGUUAUACAUGUCAGUCCAUAGUAAUAAGUAGGCUAUACAUGUCAGCCCAUAGCAAUAAGUAGGUUAUACAUGUCAGCCCAUAGCAAUAAGUAGGUUAUACAUGUCAGUCCAUAGUAAUAAGUAUGUUAUACAUGUCAGUCCAUAGUAAUAAGUGGGUUAUACAUGUCAGUCCAUAGUUAUAAGUAGGUUAUACAUGUCAGUCCAUAGUAAUAAGUAGGCUAUACAUGUCAGUCCAUAGUUAUAAGUAGGUUAUACAUGUCAGUCCAUAGUUAUAAGUAGGCUAUACAUGUCAGUCCAUAGUUAUAAGUAGGUUAUACAUGUCAGCCCAUAGCAAUAAGUAGGUUAUACAUGUCAGUCCAUAGUAAUAAGUAGGUUAUACAUGUCAGUCCAUAGUUAUAAGUAGGUUAUACAUGUCAGUCCAUAGUAAUAAGUAGGUUAUACAUGUCAGUCCAUAGUAAUAAGUAGGUUAUACAUGUCAGUCCAUAGUUAUAAGUAGGCUAUACAUGUCAGUCCAUAGUAAUAAGUAGGCUAUACAUGUCAUUCAAUAGUAAUAAGUAGGUUAUACAUGUCAGUCCAUAGUAAUAAGUAGGUUAUACAUGUCAGCCCAUAGCAAUAAGUAUGUUAUACAUGUCAGUCCAUAGUAAUAAGUAGGCUAUACAUGUCAUUCAAUAGUAAUAAGUAGGCUAUACAUGUCAGCCCAUAGUAAUAAGUAGGCUAUACAUGUCAGUCCAUAGUAAUAAGUAUGUUAUACAUGUCAGUCCAUAUUAAUAAGGAGGCUAUACAUGAUUUUAGCAUCUUUUGUUGACAAGGCAAAUGUCAGUCCAUAGUAAUUAUAAAAUAUAAUAGCAGCUGUCCACAACAAGAUAAUUGUAAAGCUGUAGCUUGCCUCAGUGGUGUGCAACCCUUUUGUUGAUGUGACUGUAGAAUGCCUCAGUGGUGUGCAACCCUUUUGGUGAUGUGACUGUAGAAUGCCUCAGUGGUGUGUAACCCUUUUGUUGAUGUGACUGUAGCAUGCCUCAGUGGUGUGCAACCCUUUUGUUGAUGUGACUGUAGAAUGCCUCAGUGGUGUGCAACCCUUUUGUUGAUGUGACUGUAGCUUGCCUCAGUGGUGUGCAACCCUUUUGUUGAUGUGACUGUAGAAUGCCUCAGUGGUGUGCAACCCUUUUAGUGAUGUGACUGUAGAAUGCCUCAGUGGUGUGCAACCCUUUUAGUGAUGUGACUGUAGAAUGCCUCAGUGGUGUGCAACCCUUUUGUUGAUGUGACUGUAGCUUGCCUCAGUGGUGUGCAACCCUUUGGUUGAUGUGACUGUAGAAUGGCUCAGUGGUGUGCAACCUUUUUGGUGAUGUGACUGUAGAAUGCCUCAGUGGUGUGCAACCUUUUUGGUGAUGUGACUGUAGAAUGCCUCAGUGGUGUGCAACCCUUUUGUUGAUGUGACUGUAGAAUGCCUCAGUGGUGUGCAACCCUUUUGUUGAUGUGACUGUAGAAUGCCUCAGUGGUGUGCAACCCUUUUAGUGAUGUGACUGUAGCUUGCCUCAGUGGUGUGUAACCCGUUUUGUGAUGUGACUGUAGCUUGCCUCAGUGGUGUGCAACCCUUUUAGUGAUGUGACUGUAGCAUGCCUCAGUGGUGUGCAACCUUUUUGGUGAUGUGACUGUAGCUUGCCUCAGUGGUGUGCAACCCUUUUAGUGAUGUGACUGUAGCUUGCCUCAGUGGUGUGUAACCCUUUUUGUGAUGUGACUGUAGCAUGCCACAGUGGUGUGCUACCUUUAUGUGACUGUAGCGUGCCUCAGUGGUGUGCAACCUUUUUGGUGAUGUGACUGUAGCUUGCCUCAGUGGUGUGCAACCCUUUUGGUGAUGUGACUGUAGCUUGCCUCAGUGGUGUGUAACCCCUUUUGUGAUGUGACUGUAGCAUGCCUCAGUGGUGUGCAACCUUUUUGGUGAUGUGACUGUAGCUUGCCUCAGUGGUGUGCAACCCGUUUUGUGAUGUGACUGUAGCAUGCCUCAGUGGUGUGUAACCUUUUUGGUGAUGUGACCACUGAGAAGAAUUAUUGAUUCAUAAAGUCCACUUCUGCUUAUGUUCUUACACAAACGGGUUAAACUUCCAUCACAAACAGAGGUUAAACUCCCAUCACAAACAGAGGUUAAACUCCCAUCACAAACAGGUUAAACUCCCAUCACAAACAGAGGUUAAACUCCCAUCACAAGAGGUUAAACUCCCAUGACGUAAAAGGGUCAUGACCUCCAAAGUUGGGCUUCAUUGGUGUAGGUCAGGGGUCGGCAACCUGCGGCUCGCGAGUCGCAUGCAGCAUCUUUUGAUGUCAAGAUGCGGCUCUCCAGUUCCAUGCGCAAAUAUUACUAAUUAUAUUGAAAUAAAAAUGUUAGUGGCUCUUUAAAAACUGGGAAAUUUUGUAAAUUGUAACUUUUGGCUCUUCCGUCUCAAAAGGUUGCCAACCCCUGGUGUAGGUGAUUAUAACUGACGAAAAUAAUUGAAAAACUCCAAAAUUAAUGCAUUUGUAUUAACUUCUGUAGUAAAGAUCCAGCCAUCUUGUUGAAUUACACUGUUUUUCUCCUGAACAAUGGAGACCGUCGCAAGGCAAGUCACUCACUGUCACAGUUUGAAUCGAUGGCUGCAUUCUACAAGAAUUCGGGGAAGGAAAUGGAUCAAGAGGUGAGUAGAAGGGUAUUGUCAAGAGGUGAGUAGUAGUGUAUUGAUUGGAAGGGAAAGACUUUCAAACAUAGCAGAUACAAAGCCUGAAGUCCAAAUGAACAUUUUUUAAAUAUAAUCCACAAAACUGUAUCAACACAAAAACCCACCUGAAAAUACAUAAUCAUCAAUCAGAUCCAGUGGCCCUUUGGAUAUGUGCCCUUCAGCCUGCGGUCUUGAUGGAAGAAUUUACACACUCUCCCCAGCUGUGGGUAUAUAAGGUGUUGGUAAAGUCUGGCAUUUUUUGUAGAUAGUUUAGGCGUUGGUUGAAGUGUUGGGCAGUAGAAGAGGUGAUAUGUGACCAUCUCAUUUUGAUGUUUUCAGUGGGGGCACAUUGGAGUUUGAUCUGGUUUGGUGGUGUUCAUUGGAAAUUAAGUUGUGUUUGUCCUGUGCAAAGACAAAUGAUUAAAUUUGAAAAAAAAGUUUAGGUGAAACUAUAUUGAACAGGGUAAACUUUCCCCAGUCUCAUUUCAUUUCAAUGCAGAUAAUCAUAAAGGGACAUUAGAUGUAUCCAUCACUGCACUGAUUUCCUGCACCAACUCACCUGAGAGAGUUAGAAGAGAAAACAAAUUAAUUUUGUUUUUCGGCACAAUAUCAACAUAUGGAAUUAUUCAAAUACUCUCUCCUACUAAUGAUCCUCAAUUUCCAUGUAUUUCUUUUCUUAUUUCUUAUAUUUCAUAUAUCUCCAAAAUAUUUUGUCCAUUAAGAUUUAAGAUCUUAUUUUUCACAGUUACAUUUCAUAAAUUCUUUUACUUCCUGUCAUCUUCCCAAUAAAUGGUGAUCACUUAAGUAUUUUAACUAGUUUCUAUUUCUUGUCCUAUUUUCCUUUGUCGUGUCUGCUGAGGAAAUGUCCUGUCUUUUGAUUCAAGCUUCCACAAACCUUGUCCUACUAUUUCCUUCACAAACCUACAAACCUUGUCGUACUAUUUCCUUCAUACAUCUUAAGCGCAGUCCUUCGUUUAUUGUCCUUUUUUAUCUAAAAAACAUUCUUACUUAUAGUACUACCAUAGUGACUUAGUUGAUGACAAUAGUGACAUAGUUGAUGGCCAUAGUGACAUAGUUGAUGGCCAUAGUGAUGUAGUAGAUGGCCAUAGUGACGUAGUUGAAGGUCAUAGUGACAUAAUUGAUAUCCAUAGUGAUGUAGUAGAUGGCCAUAGUGACAUAGUUGAAGGCCAUAGUGACAUAGUUGAUGGCCAUAGUGAUGUAGUAGAUGGCCAUAGUGACAUAGUUGAAGGCCAUAGUGACAUAGUUGAAGGCCAUAGGGACAUAGUUGAUGGCCAUAGUGACAUAGUUGAAGGCCAUAGGGACAUAGUGACAUAACCGAUGGCCAUAGUGAUGGCAGUGAACCUGUGAAAAUGUACACCAAAUGUUGGUAUUGCCUAACGGCACAAUAAACUUGAGUUGCUAAAAACUAAAAUGAACAGAACGUUUACGUUUUUGGAAUGGCUCCUGAAAUGAUUUCUCCUCAGCUUGUAGAACUGGCUGCAAAGUUAGGACCUGCUAUACAAUUUGGCCAUCCUCACGUGGAGACAGUUGUUCCUUCCGCUUCAAAAUCUGCCCAACCCACUGGAAAUGAGGAUAUUUACAGUACCGUCAACAAACCGAAGCUUUACUUAGAUACGUGUGAGAGUCUCAGCGUCAUUUUUUUUUAUAAUGGGUGGAUUUUUUUUAAUUUGAUUGGAAAAUGGAUGCACUUUGUUUCUCUUAUUAUUCUGUUGUAAAAUUUAAAAUAUCAAAUUUAAAUAAUUGAAUGCAUCAUUAGCGUAGAAUAUUGCAUUUCAAAAUGAGGAGUUAACAUUUACAUUAAAUGGUUUAAAUUUGACAAACCUGCUAGAAGUUUUGUAUUUUAGAAUGCAGAGCAGGCUGAUUUUUAUCAUAAAACAUUUGAUCUGUUUAUUGGAUUGUUGAACAAAAAUAAUGAUCCCAUUCUCAGCCCAAGGCGUUAAGCCUGAGAGAACUGACCAAAAGUCUCCUGGACUUCAGCAGAAGUUGCAACAACCACUGCUCUACGAAGAGGAGCCAGACAUUAUGAGUGACUCACCAUUGACCACAGGGCUCAUCACUCAUGAACAAACUAGUAACUCUGAUGUGUUGGCCCCACCAACUGAGUUUGCUAAUGGCUCUCAGUUAUCUCCCUUGAG